UCAUGUCUGAACUAUCAGAUCCAAAGUGGAUGUGUGACUUUGCUGUGUUGUGUGACAUAACCGACCAUCUCGCCCAGCUGAAUCAGAAGCUGCAGGGACGCAAACAAGUCAUCACGCAGAUGUCCGACACGAUCACGGCUUUCCAGCGUAAAUUGGACUUAUGGAUGUGGCAAGUGAAACAGGACAAUCUUGUUCACUUUCCUGUUUGUCAGAGCAUGUCAGCCUCAUUUCCCGAGACUUUUUCAUGUGCUCAGUUGGCUACCAAACUGAGCUGGUUAAAGACUGAGUUUGAUCGGCGCUUCUCUGACUUCAGAGCACAACAGUCUGGCUUUGACAUCUUUGCCAAUCCUUUCACCACCGAUGUUUGCACUGCACCCCAACACCUUCAGAUGGAGCUAAUUGAGCUUCAAAGCGACAGUGGCCUGAGAGCAAAGUUUCAGGAUGCUACAAUCCAGGACUUUUACCGUCUGCUGCCUCCUGGUUUGAUGCCACAGCUUCGACUUCAUGCUGCCCGUGUUCUGUCCAUGUUUGGGAGCACCUAUCUGUGCGAACAGUUUUUUUCCAUAAUGAAUCUGAACAAAAACAAGCACAGAUCACGCCUCACGGAUGACAACCUCCAUGCUGUUCUACGCAUUGCCUCAGCACAGGACCUAAAACCAGACAUUGACACACUGGUAACGGGAAAACGGUGUCAGACAUCUGGUCAGAAAACACACAGAACAUGAUCAAUCGAUAGUAGAGAGAGAAUCCACUUGGUGUGUUCAAGGACAGGCAGCAUCUCCUCAUCAAAGACUAACCGAAAAACUUGACCAAUAUAGUUGUGAACUGAGUCAACCUUUAUUUUGGUAUUUUUAGUUGAUUACAUAUUAUUUAUGUGUAGCUGCUGUAGUAAUUAUUUAAUGUUUGCAGGUUUAUGUGUGUAUGCAGACAAAUUGUCAUCAAACCAUCAGUUGGGUGCACGGCUGUGUGCAGCCUUUUUUUGUAAAAUGCUACAUGUGUCAUACAUGUUCUUUGCAGCUAAGUUUUAUGUUAUUUUUCUUUAUUCACUUGGACAGUUUGAUCCUUCAUUAAUGGAGUUAUGUGGGUUUUCAUAAGCUGACAAAAUUUAAAAGGAUUUAUGUUAGAGCUACAAGCAAACAUAUAUUUUCUAUGCAACUGUAAUUGUCACUUGAAUAAGUUAUAAUAAAUAAUGAGUUAUUUAACAUUAA
Messenger RNA from Salvelinus fontinalis (brook trout), 1208 nucleotides. RefSeq names its product general transcription factor II-I repeat domain-containing protein 2B-like. The record is from RefSeq and is a predicted model, not a curated record. NCBI's taxonomy places the organism in Eukaryota, Metazoa, Chordata, Actinopteri, Salmoniformes, Salmonidae. The coding region runs from base 3 to 725 and encodes 240 amino acids. The transcript is spliced from 2 exons.